UGCCGUUUGAAAGUUACUUCUGUUUGAAUCUGCCGUUUCUGUUUUGAAUUGUCGUCGGUUACGGCAUGGUCUUUUCCAGUAUUAAUUUGCAAAUUUUCCGCGUUGUAGAGCAAUGAAAAGUGUGUGGAAGAAACUUGUGCUUAAAUGGCUCAACUGCUUUGGUGUCGAUUCCGUUAAAAAAGUGAAUGAUGUCAGAGAAAGAGACUUCUUGAAAGCUUUGCCGUCUAGAUCUGUUUCUGAAAACAACAAUGAACCAUUUAAGCAGCUACUUCUAUUCCUGCAUGAGCAUUACCCCAAGUAUGACUCCAGAUUAUUGGAUCACACUGACGUGUCAUGGACCCAAGAAGAAGACCUUUAUCUCAUAGCGAGUCUCUUGCUGCUUCAUGCCUCAAUUUUCGACCCUUCACAAACAUUUCAGCAAAAUGCUACUUCAAUGCUAAAUGGUGCGGAGCAAAACCUCAUUGUUAGGUUUCUCCAAGGAGCUAUGUGUUUCGAGCAACAGUUGACACGUCAGAAAUUAAUGGAUUGCAUUGAAGCUUUAGACUGUGAGGAUGUGACAAUGGGUAACACUCUAACUGUUCCCAAAAGACGAUCCCUGAAUUUAACUUCCUCUCCAGCAUCAAAUGUCAAAGCACCUUUGGAGGAGUUUUUAUCUUCUCCAGUUGCUCGUCAAAAGAGACUGUCUGUUGGAACAAGGGAUCGAGUGCUUAGGCUGGAGGUUAAUUUGGAGCAAGAACAGACAGAGAAACAGGACCUGCAGGAGCAAGUGAAAAAACAACAAUCUCAGAUAGCAGACUUGGUUAAGAAAUAUCAAGACAAAUUGGAAGAAAUUAAGGUUCUUCAGGAGGACUUGAGAAAAGCUGAAGAAGGCCACGAAGAGUUAAAUGUUCUUAAAGGUUUUGAGAAAGAGGAGAAACUUCGAUUGUGCCAAAGUCUCUCGGAUUCAGAAAAGUAUGUUCAAAAACUAGAAGAUGACAUUGAAUUGAGGAAAACAAACGAAGAUCUGCUGAAGCAAAAACUUUUAGCUGCUGAAGAAAGAUCUUCUGAAGUUGCAGCAAUAUUAAAAGUCACAAGAGAUGAGCUUGGCAUCUUAAAGCAGCAGAUUUCUGAGCAGACAGAAGAAAACGCAGAGCUCAGGCUGAGGUGUUCCCAGUUAGAAAGAGACUAUAAUCAAAUUCAGGUCUUGUCACCAAGACGGCCAUCUCUUGCUCCCCUUUCUCCGUCUCCUGCUCCGGAAAGUCUUGGAUUCAUACUGGAGAAAGAAAUGAUGGAGAAGGAGAAUGAAAAUAUACAGCUUCAAAACAAUAUCAAGGAUCUGACUAGUGAGCUGCAGAAACUUAAAGAAGCGUAUUUUGAACUGGAAAAAAGUCAUGAUGCAACAUUACUCUCUCAGAAGAAAUUUGAAAUAAGAAUUGAAAACCUUCAGAAAUCCAUUGACAAAACUACUGAAGAACUCUUUACCUGCAGGAGUGAAAAAGAGGACAUAAAUUCUCGCUUUUCAGAAAUGUGUAGAGCCAAGGAAAUUUUAGAAGCAAAAGUUAAAGAAAUUAAUGCUGAGAAGGACACCCUGUCAAAUGUGCAAACAUCCCUUGAAAAAUCAAACCGUGACCUGGAAGUACAAUUGGCAUUACUAACUGCUAAACUAACAAUAGCAGAAGAAAGGGAACAGGAGCAGUGUGAAUUUGCUCAAGAGAAGAUCGCUCAGUUAAGCAGCGCCAAUCAAAAGAUCAGUGAGAUGGAGUUUGAGUUGAAGAAGUCUAUGAAAAGUCAGGAAGCAAUUGAACAACAGUUAAAUGAUGUCAAAAAAAAAUUAAGUGUAGCCAAAAAUGCUGAGUUGGAAAAGAUUGACUUAGAAGAACAGGUCAAUACUUUAAGGAAUCUAAAUGAAGAUCUAGAGAAGAAGAUGGAACAUUCCCUCUCUGCACAGAUGAAUUUAGAGAAAAGACUGCAAAAUGUGUCAGAAGAAAGAAAAGCUUUUGAGGCACAGCUGGAAGAUGUCCUGCAGAAAAGAAAUGAUCUCUCUGCAUCUAUUCAUAAAAUAACUGCUGAGAAAGCCAAAGUGGUUGCAGAAAAUACUGCUCUUCUGAAAGAAAAGGUUCAGUGGGAAGUCCAGCUUCAAGGUGCGUUGAAGAAUGCUCAGGAAGCUAAAGACCAAGCUGCUCAGGAGGCUUCCCAGAAGAAAGUCACCACAGAUAAGUUAGAUGAAGUAUUAGCCUCAAACGAAGUGUUAAACUCUCUGCUUUCUAUUGCAACUCAACAAGAAAGUGACCUCAACCAAAAAAUUGAACAAAUCACAAAGCAGAAGAAAUCCGUUGAAAAUCAGCUUUCCUGCAUUUUGAAAGAAAAGGAUAAGUUGGAGUUGUCAUUGCAAGAGCAGUCUUCCAAAGUGAAUAAAAUCAGUGAAGAGAAUGAUUCAUUGAACCAAAAUCUAUCGGCAAAGGCAAUAGAGGCUGAAAAUUUGAGGUCCAAUUUAUCUUUACUUUCGAGUGUAAAAGAGAAUUUGCAGACACUGUUAGAUUCUGAAACUGCUGAAAAGCAAACACUUUGUUGUCAAUUGGCUGCUGUUAGGCACAAAAUGGAGUUGGAGAGCAAUGAAGUCGCUCAGCUAAGAAGCGAAUUAAAAGAAUUACAUCAGCUAUGUAAAGAUAAAACAUCUGCUAUAACUGACCUGGAAAUGGAGAAGAAUGACUUGGAAGACGACUUAGCCCAUUAUGUAAGCAGUUUAAAUGCCACAACACAAGAGAAUUUAUCCCUGAAGGCUGAAUUAUCUUCACUGAAGGAGGAUAAAGAUAAGAUCUCUUUGGAGUGUAGGUCUGUAACUGAACACCUUUCAGAUCUGGAACAGAAGUAUGAGCAACUUAACUUCACUUUGUCUUCUGCAACUAAUGAAAAAGAAUCUUUGCUGGCCCAAUUAUCAACUAGGACUAAGCAAAAGGAGGAAGCUUUGUCUAAAUUGGAGGAUUUCCAGAUCAAGCUUUCUGAUCUUGAGAAGCAGCUGGCCGAAUUAAAGGGUGUCAAUAAAGAGCAGGAGCAACAGUUGAGCUCGCAGUCUGUUGAGAUGGCGAAACUUCUGGAGGAGCACGGCCGUGACAGGGAGGAGCUGUCAAAGAGAGUCAGUGGCUUGCAGGAUGAAUGUGAGGAGAAGUGUCAGCAGCUGAGUAUAUUGAGACAAGACCUCGUUGAACUACAGACCACCUCUGAAAAUGUAAAGGCCGAAAAUCAGAAACUUAUGGAAGAGGGGCAAAUUAUAUUGAACAAUAAAUGUGCUUUGGAGGAAGAGGUUGCCAAGUACAUUUCUCAGGUAGAGAUCUUAACUCAGGAAAAGCAGAGUAUGUUAGAACAGUUUCUGACAUCCCAAGCAGAGAAGGAAGAGGCUUUAAAAUCUGUCAAAAAUAACAACAAAACAUUAUCUUCUGAACUCCAGUCAGAACGGGAGGUGAAAGAAGGAUUGCUUUCUGAUCUGCAGACUAAAGAUGGCAUUAUUUUGGAGCUGCAAAAAAGUGGUGACAUCAAAGAAAAAGAACUUUCCAGCUACCAAGAAAAAUUGUCCAUAGCAAAACAAGAAAAAGACACUCUCCAAGAAGAAUUAUGCUCACUUCUGUCCAAGAACCAAGCACUUUCUUCGAGUCUUGAUCUCCUUACAGUUCAGAAAUCUGAGAAAGAAACUGAAUACCUGACACUUACAGAGGAGUUGUCAAAUAAAGCAAAAUCUCUGGCAGAAGAAGUUCAGAGGCUUAGUUCAGACAAGCAGAUGUUGGAGAAGAAUAUUGUUGAAAAUAAUGGUGCGCUAGAAAGUAUAAAGUCCUUGGAAGCACAACUCUCUGAUAAAACUGUGCUUAUUAGUGAACUUGAAGAUAGACUCAAGGCCAAUGAAACUGAGGCUCGAGAAGAGCUCAGUCGAACUGUAAAGUCCCUGGAAGCACAGCUUUCUGAUAAAACUGUGCUUAUUAGUGAACUUGAAGAUAAACUUAAGGCCAAUGAAACUGAGGCUCAAGGUGAGCUCAGUCGAACUGUGAAGUCCCUGGAAGAACAACUUUCUGAGAAAACUGUGCUUAUUAGUGAACUUGAAGAAAGACUUCGGGCCUUUGAAGUUAAGCGUGAACAGGAAGAAAGAGACAUGAAUCAAUCGAAGGAAAGCCUGGAAAAAAUGCAUAACAAGAUUCAGGAGUUGUCCAAUAAACUUCAAGCUGCUAAUCAACAACAAAAAGAAUUGUUUGAUAGUGCUGAAGUAAAUAGAAAGCAAAUGGACCGACAAAUAGAGGAGUUGCAGGGAUCCAUUGAAGUAAAAGAAGAUUUAUUAUCUGAAACACAAAAGUGUGUUGAAAAGCUGCGUUCAGAAAGAGAUACACUCAAAGAACUGCUUUCUGUAAAAGAUCAAAUUAUUUCUUGCCACAAAGCCACUGCCUCUUCUUUGGAAAGACAAUCCAGUGAUGAGCUUGAUGUUGCCAUGAAGCUUCUAGAGGGUGAAUUGCAUACUUCUCAGUCAGCAUCAGAGAAGAUGGCACAGGACUUGAAAGAAGUUCAGAAAAAUUUUGAUGAAGAGAAGAAAAACUUGUUGAUAGCUUUGGAAGAAGCUCAGUCUACUGCUAAGAGUUAUCAAAAGGAGGCUGUUGAGCUUAAGCAACAGUUGUUUGCUCCUCAAGGUCGAACUGAAAUGUCUGAACUUCAACAAGAAGAGCAACAGUGGCAGAUGAGCCGUGUGAAACACCAACAGCAAUUCCAGUUUGAGUCGAUGAUGACUCAAAAAAUUGAUGUGGAAGAGCAUCUAAGUCAACUUCGGGAGAUUAUCAAGGAAGUGAGUCGAACAUGUGACAAUUUGUUUGCUGCCUUACCUACUAACUGUGAUGCUGUUCAUGAAGUGACCAUUAUGAGAAAAGAGGUUGAAAUGAAAUUACGGGCUGUAGACAAGAAGUAUGCUGACAGCUUGUGUGAUAUUAUUUCCCUCGCCCAUGAAAUGUUGAGGAAGUCAAAGAAGCAAACUCAAGAUUCCUUCGCAGACAGUCAAUCUGAUAGUAUGGAACCACUGAUUUCACCUGAAAACAGUAAUAUUGAAGACAGAGUUACUAAGUCAUGUGAGGCCAUGACUUCCUUAAUUUGUGAUGUUCGAUCUGCCAUUAACAGCUGCAAAUUUUUAAUAGAACGCUGUGAAAGUUUCCUUAAAGCCCAGACACGAGAGUCUUUGCGCAUCAAGACAUCUAUCAGUAAGGACAGCAUGGAAGAUGUGGUGUGUGAAAACUCAAAUCACAGUAAUGGGUCUAGAGAUAUUAUUCCUGCUCCAAUCGAACCUUCAAUGCAGAAAGUACUUGGCAACUCAUCUAGCAACAAGAAUAAUGCCCUGAAAGAUACAAGUUUGUUCGGUGGGUCAGCAUCAUUAGAAGAAGCUUACUCACUGAUGAAGGAAUCUCAUGAAGAGUUACAAAAGCAAGUUGCAGACCUUCACAAGCAAAUUGAAGAGAGCAAACUGUCUUCCCUGCGGCCUAACAAUCAUGAGAUGGAGCUUGCUGUUGCCAAAUUACAAGAAAAGGUCAAUGUCCUAAGUGAGCGUCCAACUCAAAAAGAGCUUGAAGACAAGCUGAAAGAACUUCAUGUUCAUUACUCGAGUAAGCUAGAAACUAUGAAAAUCAAAAUGAAACAAAUUGUCAAAGAUGAGGUAGAAAAGGUUGAAGAAGAAAAGAGAGAGUCAGAAAAAGAAAUAGUUGCCAAGUAUAGUAAGCGCAUCACUGAGUUUGAAGAGCAUGUUCAACAGUUGAGUGCACAAUUGUGGAAACUUGGAGAGAAGUUGCUGCAAGAGCAGCAGGAUCACAAGAAUGCUGAAAAAGAGUUGUCUGCUUUGAAGGAGCGUCAACGCCAAUAUUUGAUGACGAAGCAACGCACUCAAUCAUUGGAUCGUCUAGAUGUCAUUUUGCAAGGGGCAAAUAGUGGAAAGUCUUCAUCUCAACUGAAACGACGCUGCAACAGCCAAGUCACUCAGGGAGGACUUGCAUCAUCGAAGGUUCAUCCCAAAAGAGAUCUUUCGCCAGAUGAUGUGGAUGAGGGAGCUGCGAAACGAUCAACUAUGAUGGCACCAGCAUCAAUGGGUUUAGCCUUCCCAGAAGAAGAUGAAGAUGGAGAAAUGUUUAACAAUGACUAUUUGGCUGAGUUGAAAGAAGGGCGAUGUAGGGUACCUUUAGAUGGCAGCAGACUAAGUGAACUGCAGUAUCGCAACUCCCUGUGCCCGCCCCAUCUUAAAAGCUCCUAUCCUGUGGAAACUCAAUUUCAUGACACACAAUCAUGUAAAGAUGAAGACAUCAAGGGUCCAGAGACCAGGGCAAGACGACCAGGGAAGGAUAGAGGAACUACUUCUUACAAAAAGCCUGGCCCUCCUACUCCAAGCAAAAAGGCUGGAAGACUCUCUCUUCAGGGGAAAGAAGACCUGACGCCUCGAGUUGCAGCUCUUCGUGAACACAAUGAGUCCCUCUCAUCCCAGGGCACAGGCAUGCUCAGAGUUGCCAAAACUACUCCAAGCCGACUUAGGGCUCUCUUCACCAGCAGCAAGGUGGCUAAUGCUGCUACUUUGCCUGCCACCAAGAGAGACGAGAGCUCCAACCCUGCCACUCCAACCUCCAAACGGCUGAGCAUUUUCAAGCGAACUUUUGGUGGGAACAAAGAAAACCAAAAUGCAUCCAGUGGGUAUGCUUCAUUCCGCUAGCCUUCCUCACUAACAGUAUUUUAAUUAUGUAUUUUUAUCUUUGUUAGAACUAACUUAGCUAAGUAAAUUCAAAGAAUUGUUGAUAACUUUUAUUAUUUUUAUAAUUUUUCAUGUGUCGCAAGUUUUGCUUGGUAACCAAUAAAUUUUUAUCAAGUGACCUUUCUAAAAUAA
Messenger RNA from Thrips palmi, 6859 nucleotides. RefSeq names its product putative leucine-rich repeat-containing protein DDB_G0290503. The record is from RefSeq and is a predicted model, not a curated record. The transcript is spliced from 18 exons. The coding region runs from base 113 to 6688 and encodes 2191 amino acids. Lineage: Eukaryota; Metazoa; Arthropoda; Insecta; Thysanoptera; Thripidae.